AUGGGAAUUAAAUUUCUCGACUUCGUCAAGCCUUUUUGCGGCUUCGUGCCCGAGGUCUCCAAACCGGAGCGCAAGAUCGCCUUCAAGGAGAAGAUGCUCUGGACGGCCAUCACCCUCUUCAUCUUCCUCGUCUGCUGCCAAAUCCCGCUUUUCGGCAUCAUGUCAACUGACUCGGCUGAUCCCUUCUACUGGCUGCGAGUAAUCCUCGCGUCGAACCGUGGAACGCUUAUGGAGCUCGGAAUUUCGCCCAUCGUUACCUCUGGACUGAUUAUGCAACUUUUGGCCGGUGCGAAGAUCAUCGAGGUCGGAGACACCCCCAAGGACCGUGCGCUCUUCAACGGAGCCCAGAAGCUUUUCGGAAUGGUCAUCACUGUCGGUCAAGCGAUCGUCUACGUGAUGAGCGGUCUCUAUGGCGAGCCCUCGGAGAUCGGAGCCGGAAUCUGCCUCCUCAUUGUCGUCCAACUCGUUGUUGCCGGUCUGAUCGUUCUUUUGCUCGAUGAGCUGCUCCAGAAAGGAUAUGGUCUGGGCUCUGGAAUUUCUCUCUUCAUUGCCACCAACAUCUGCGAGACGAUCGUCUGGAAGGCAUUCUCGCCUGCGACGAUGAAUACCGGACGUGGAACCGAGUUCGAAGGAGCCAUCAUUGCUCUCUUCCAUCUUCUGGCCACCAGGAACGAUAAGGUCCGCGCUCUUCGCGAGGCUUUCUACCGCCAAAACCUGCCGAAUCUGAUGAACUUGAUGUCGACGAUCCUGGUGUUCGCCGUGGUCAUCUACUUCCAGGGCUUCCGCGUCGAUCUUCCCAUCACCUCUUCCCGCUACCGUGGACAGACCUCCAACUACCCGAUCAAGCUCUUCUACACCUCCAACAUUCCGAUCAUCCUUCAGUCUGCCUUGGUGUCCAACCUCUACGUCAUUUCUCAGAUGCUCUCUGCCAAGUUUGGCGGAAAUAUCCUCGUCAACUUGCUCGGCACCUGGUCUGACGCCUCCGGAACCUACCGCAGCUUCCCCACCGGUGGAAUCUGCUACUACCUUUCGCCCCCAGAGAGCAUCUCUGCCGUGCUCGAGGAUCCGUUCCACUGUGUGAUCUACAUCGUCUUCAUGCUCGGAUCUUGCGCCUUCUUCUCGAAGACCUGGAUUGAUGUGUCUGGCAGCUCUGCCAAGGAUGUCGCCAAGCAGCUCAAGGAGCAGCAGAUGAUCAUGAAGGGACAUCGUGACAAGUCGAUGAUCCACCAGCUCAACCGUUACAUCCCCACUGCCGCUGCCUUCGGAGGUCUCUGCAUUGGAGCCCUCUCCGUAACUGCCGAUUUCCUCGGAGCUAUCGGUUCCGGAACUGGUAUCCUGUUGGCAGUGACGAUCAUCUACCAAUACUUCGAAAUCUUCGUCAAGGAACAACAGGAGAUGGGAGGCAUCGGAGGAAUGUUCUUC
Molecule: messenger RNA, 1422 nt
Organism: Mesorhabditis spiculigera
Lineage: Eukaryota; Metazoa; Nematoda; Chromadorea; Rhabditida; Rhabditidae
Source: the annotation of a GenBank genome assembly